This is a messenger RNA of Talaromyces atroroseus, 942 nucleotides long. Its product is annotated as Cytosolic Fe-S cluster assembly factor cfd1. The record is from RefSeq and is a predicted model, not a curated record. Gene Ontology annotation, cellular component: cytosol. The transcript is spliced from 4 exons. Gene Ontology annotation, biological process: iron-sulfur cluster assembly. Lineage: Eukaryota; Fungi; Ascomycota; Eurotiomycetes; Eurotiales; Trichocomaceae. Gene Ontology annotation, molecular function: ATP-dependent FeS chaperone activity; ATP binding; iron-sulfur cluster binding. Bases 1 to 942 code for a protein of 313 amino acids.
AUGCCCCUCGAAGGCGUCAAAAAUAUUGUGCUGGUCCUCUCCGGCAAAGGCGGAGUCGGCAAAUCGUCAGUGACGCUGCAGCUCGCUCUCGCGCUUACGCUCCAGGGGAAAUCGGUCGGCAUCCUCGAUAUCGACCUCACGGGCCCUUCCAUUCCCCGCCUGGUUGGCAAGGAGGAUGCGAAAAUAACGCAGUCGCCGCGUGGCUGGAUACCAGUGGAGGUUUACCCUGGCGAUGCUAAGAACGAUACGAAUGCGGCUUCGCGCGGGUCGUUGCGAUGCAUGUCUGUAGGCUUUCUUUUGCGCGAUCGCGGAGACGCCGUGAUCUGGCGGGGUCCGAAGAAGACGGCUAUGGUGCGCCAGUUUAUGACGGAUGUAUAUUGGGGGGAGACGGAUUACUUGCUUAUUGAUACGCCUCCGGGAACGAGCGACGAACACAUUGCCAUUGGCGAGAGUCUUCUCACCAUGUCGACGCCUUUACGUACGACAGCCACAAGCCAGAAUAUAUCCUAUCUCGCCGGCGCGGUGCUUGUCACUACGCCCCAGGCCGUCGCGACGUCUGAUGUUCAGAACAUGUCCGGGUAUACGUGUCCAUGCUGUGGAGAAGUGAGCAAUUUGUUCUCUCGUGGUGGAGGGGAAGUUAUGGCAACUGAAAUGUCGGUUCCAUUCCUGGGCCGCGUGCCUAUCGAUGUCAAGUUCGGCCAGCUUGUUGAAAGCCAGGAGAUUGGGGAGGAGUCAGAGAGUGAUUAUGAAGAUGAUGAAAAUGUCGGCAAGACUGCUGGCAAUGGUACAGGGAAUAAAACUGGACAGGUUGAAGAGCAGGGACCUGGACAACGUCCGGCCGAACUUGAUAAUCGACUAUUGGUAGACAGAUAUAUGGAUUGCUGGUCGUAUCCCGUCUUCCAAGGCUUCACCAAAACUCUUUUGGAAAAAAUUGAAACCUGA